This is a messenger RNA of Knipowitschia caucasica, 303 nucleotides long. The record is from the annotation of a GenBank genome assembly. NCBI's taxonomy places the organism in Eukaryota, Metazoa, Chordata, Actinopteri, Gobiiformes, Gobiidae.
AUGAGGGAUGCAGGUGCGCGCUGGGAUGGAUGUGGUUAUGCUGAGUGCGUGUGGCUGGGCUGGGAUAGGACCGAGGCGGGAGAAAGGGGGGUGCGGCGUAAUUGCCCCCACAGAUGGGUGAAGUGCGAGGCGGUCUCGGGGAGAGGUAGCCCCUGUAUUCGAGCCGACCGUGCCACUUCCGAUCAGGCGCUACAGCGAAUCCGUCUGUGUGCGUGUCCCGAGCAAGAGGGCCCCGUGUCCCGGCUGAAUAUCCCGACGAAAGAGGCGAAGAGGAGAGAAGUUUCCGCGCUCUCUCUCUCCUAA